This is a messenger RNA of Brassica napus (rape), 1571 nucleotides long. Its product is annotated as transcription factor bHLH146-like. The record is from RefSeq and is a predicted model, not a curated record. The coding region runs from base 810 to 1445 and encodes 211 amino acids. Gene Ontology annotation, biological process: regulation of DNA-templated transcription. NCBI's taxonomy places the organism in Eukaryota, Viridiplantae, Streptophyta, Magnoliopsida, Brassicales, Brassicaceae. The transcript has a single exon.
UCAAAAUAAUGUUUUGCACCUUAGUCGACCGGUUGAGCUACGUACCUCUAUUGAUCUAUAUAAUCAAUUUUUAUAGUAAAUUACCAUGCAUCUGCUUUUAGCACACAAAAAAAAAAGGAAAGUUAAUCAUCUACAUUCAAAGAUUGCAUGCAAGAGAGGGAGUGAGAUGAUCUAUAGACUAUGAAAUAUGUUGGUAGAAUUUCGUAGACUGAUCCAAACUAGGGAAAUCCAAAGGACAUACACAUGCAUAUAUAUAAUAUGGGGGUGUAUGUGUGUGGGUGUGUUACGUGUGUAUACGAGCGAGAGAGGGGGGCUAUAAAGAAAGGAACAUGUGAACGCAUUAAGAGAAGGUGGGGUUUUGUAUUGAUGUCUUGUUCUUGGAAUGGAGCCACAUGGUAGGAGGGACUCUCAAAACGCCUCUUUUAGGGGUAGUUGUGAUGCAGCCAAAUAAGAGCCCUUGCAUGUGACUCCAUGUGUUUUAUCAUCCCUCACCCAUAUUAUUCCCUUCUUCGUCGACUUCUCUCUUUACAAAUUAUAAUAUAUAUAUACUUUUACAUAAUUACCUACAUGUAAUAUUAUUAUUUAUUGUGAUAUUCUUUAUUUUUCUAUUUUUUUGGUUGCAUGUCAGUUGAUAGUAUUCCAUUGUUGAUUCAGAAAAAAGAUUACUACUAAGUAUUACCAUUGACUAGUACUUUCAAAUCCUCGUAAUAAAUUGUGUUUUGUACCCGAAAGAAAACUAAUAGUACUCAACAACAUAUUACCUCAUUUAUGUAUACAGUGAAAAUUAACUACACAAUAAGUUCCACAAAAUGACAUAUAUCAUCAGCCAUUGUUACAUGCAAACAAGUGUAGGACCUACUACUCCUUUUUCUCUGUCUCUCUCAUAUUCUAAGUUUGCUAUAUAUGUAAGCUUUCUUCCUUGUAGACUUUCCUUCGUAGCAAGAAUAAUUUCUCAUAUGGAGAGGCAAAUCAUAAACAAGAAGAAACGAGUGUUUUCUGUUGAACCAAACAAGAUACCCCCUAGUGAAGUUUUCACGAGGAAAUACACAAGCCUCUUAGUUCCUGCACUCAAGAAGCUCAACAUGAACAAGAACUCUUCACAAGUCAACCAACUAACCGUGAAGCAUGAAGUAGACAUGGCUUUGGCUUUGUCUGCCCAAGAAUUUGCAUGGAGCCGUUUCUUGCUACAGAAGCUAUCGUCCUCGAACAAUCCAACCACUACUACCAGUUCUUCUUCCAACGGAAUUCGUAUUCAAGAAAGAUCCGGUAAAGAAGGUGGACACGAAGAUGGAGAGAGAGAGGAGAAACUGAGGGAACUGCAGAAGCUUUUGCCAGGUGGUGAAGAGAUGAAUGUAGAAGAAAUGUUGGGUGAGAUUGGCAAUUACAUUAAGUGUCUUGAGUUGCAAACGAUUGCUCUUAAGUCGAUUGUUCAAGAUACUACUUGACUUUUAGUUUUAGCUUGUGAUUUUAGUUUGUGUUUGAGUUUGUCCUUUAACUAAACUCAUCUAUCUAUGUUUUAUUUUCUCUCGUUUCUAUAAGAACGAGAGCAUAUGUAUUAUAGUGGUUUUAUC